Messenger RNA from Branchiostoma belcheri (Belcher's lancelet), 532 nucleotides. Its product is annotated as copper transport protein ATOX1-like. Gene Ontology annotation, cellular component: cytosol. The transcript has 4 exons. Gene Ontology annotation, biological process: copper ion transport. Gene Ontology annotation, molecular function: copper chaperone activity; metal ion binding. Lineage: Eukaryota; Metazoa; Chordata; Leptocardii; Amphioxiformes; Branchiostomatidae. The coding region runs from base 58 to 276 and encodes 72 amino acids. The record is from RefSeq and is a predicted model, not a curated record.
CGUGGGCGUGUUGAUCACGCGAGAUUAUACGAGAGUUCCGGCACCUGAAAAAUCAAGAUGGCGACACAGACCCAUGAGUUCACAGUGGAGAUGACCUGUGGAGGGUGCUCUGGUGCCGUCAGUAGGGUGCUGACCAAAAAGGAGGGUGUGGAGAAGUUUGACAUUGACCUCGAGGGUAAGAAGGUGUUUGUGACCUCCAGCCUGUCUUCUGAGGAAAUCCUGGAGACACUGAAGAAAACGGGGAAGGCCACAAGCUACGUGGGGACCAAGAACUGAGGGCCCGAAGCAACCCAUUGCCAACAAGACCAACUAAUGUGUGAACAGUCACCACAUCAGUGACUUACAGGAGCAAAUGGCCACAUUGUUAGUUAACCAGCCAGCUGUAGUGUCAUCAAGAGAUGAAGUAGAUUUCUGUGAUGAUCAUGAUCAUGAUAAAUUAUCAACGUAAGGUUUGGGCUAUUGUGAUUAUCAUAGUGGCAAAUUUUUAUUUCAGUAAUGUGUAGUGCUGCAUACCGGUUCACUGGACUUGGAU